This is a messenger RNA of Xylaria bambusicola, 1255 nucleotides long. RefSeq names its product proteasome endopeptidase complex, beta subunit. Gene Ontology annotation, cellular component: proteasome core complex. The record is from RefSeq and is a predicted model, not a curated record. NCBI's taxonomy places the organism in Eukaryota, Fungi, Ascomycota, Sordariomycetes, Xylariales, Xylariaceae. The transcript has 3 exons. Bases 207 to 1010 code for a protein of 267 amino acids.
CAGAAGAACUGACGCGCAGCUACGCCUACGCUAGGUACCUGCCUACCUAAACCAAGCUCCCGCAAUGGGUUGGUUGACCUCAACCUGGAGCUUCACCUCACUCUCACAAUCACGAUUAUACAGCUCCCACAACCACCCACGAUCCGCUUGACCUCUACGGUUCCUCGUAUUCUAGCACUAGACACCCCAGUCUCUUUCAGACCAAGAUGGAUCACAGACCGCAUGCUUGGGGCCGUCCCAGAGACGAUGUCUACGGUGCCUAUGAUGCCUCAUACAUGCAGCCCAACAACGGGCCUAACCAACACACACAAUCACCCAUCGUCACCGGAACCUCGGUACUAGGCAUGAAGUUCAAGGACGGCGUCGUCAUCGCCGCUGAUAACCUAGCCUCCUACGGCUCCCUAGCCCGGUUCACAGACGUCAAGCGUCUCCGUACUUUCGCCGACUCGUCGGUCGUCGGGUUCGGCGGCGACGUAUCGGACAUGCAGUACCUCGACCGGCACCUGACGGAGCUCGCCAUCGAUGAGGCGUACACGAGCACGACGACGACCUCGAACGCCCAGCCGACGCUCAACGCGCGGAAUCUGCACAAGUACCUGUCCAAGCUCAUGUACCACCGCCGGUCCAAGUUCGACCCGCUGUGGAACCACCUGCUCGUCGCCGGCCUCGACGAGUCGGGCGCCCCCUUCCUCGCCGCCGCCGACCUGCUCGGCACCACCUUCACCUCACCCUCCCUAGCCACCGGCUUCGGCAGCAUGUUGGCGCAGCCCAUCAUGCGCAACCUGGUGCCGGACGAGGCCGCCGUGGCGAACGUCACACGCGAGCAGGCCGUGGACUGCGUCCGGGAGUGCAUGAAGGUCCUCUUCUACCGCGACGCUCGAUCGCUAGAUGCAUACUCCUUGGCCGUCGUGACUAAAGACGGCGUCGAGCUGAGUGAGACCGAGAAACUCGAGAACCAGAGCUGGGCCUUCGCCGACCGUAUCAAGGGAUACGGCACACAGACCGUGUAAAAGACCUGACAAUAAUCAUCGUCUAAAUGGUGUGUAGAUAACUAGAACGAUGCAUAUCAUGAUCAGGAUAGGCGGGACUCCGUUUGGGAUUGUGCCUCGUACAGGACCCAACCUGGGAACUUCCUCGUGGGAAAUCAAGGUCUACUUACCUACCUAGGAUACCGCGGCAUCGGCCUACUCCCCUUUCACUUUACGAAAGUCCACGUCUAGAUAUGGGAUGAAGACAAGGAUGCGAUAGAGUAAAC